AACCAUGGCAAUCAGUUCAGUGCAAGAGUGGAACCCGCCCUAGGUAGUGAUAGAACAUCAAACCUCGUCCGUUUAAAGCUAGCUAGUGAAGAAAGAAGUUUCUCGAGUCAAGAACUAAGGAUCAACAACCUGCAACACUAUGAAUAAGUUUCUGGCUCUCGCGGUUUUCGCCGUUCUGGCAGUUUCCUUAACGCACGCAUCGGGAUACGGCUCAGGAGGUCAAGGUAGCGUUGGUAAAAAUAGUUUCUCAAAACAUGAUGGUGAAGGUGGAGGUCAUGGUCAGCAAGGGUUUAGUCAAGGAGGCGGUCAUGGAGGUGGAUUCGGAGGUGGCCAGGGAGGUGGCCAUGGAGGUGGCCAGGGAAGUGGCUUCGGAGGUGGUCAUGGAGGCAGCCAGGGAGGUGGCUUUGGACAGGGAGGCCACGGCCAACAAGGAUUUGGUGUAGGAGGAGGUCAUGGACAGCAAGGAUUUGGCGGCGGAAGCAGUGGUCAUGGAGGUGGAUUUGGACAAGGGGGCCAUGGACAGCAAGGAUUUGGCCAGGGAGGUGGUUUCGGAGGACAGGGAUCGCACGGUCAAUCUGGAUUCGGAGGUGGUCAUGGCGGUGGCAAACAGGGCUUUGGAUCUGGCGGCCAUGGUUCUAGUGGACAUGGUCACGGUCAUGAGCACGGAUACAAGAAACAUGGAUAUUAAUUUUGAAACUAAAAGUAUAAACGACAUGUGAUUCAAUAAAUGAAAUAAGUCGAAAUACGUUA
This is a messenger RNA of Aedes aegypti (yellow fever mosquito), 750 nucleotides long. Its product is annotated as holotricin-3. The coding region runs from base 140 to 688 and encodes 182 amino acids. The transcript is spliced from 4 exons. The record is from RefSeq and is a predicted model, not a curated record. NCBI's taxonomy places the organism in Eukaryota, Metazoa, Arthropoda, Insecta, Diptera, Culicidae.